UGCAAGCAAAUGCGGGUUUGUUACGAAGACAUGUUGCGGACUCUGGUCGACAGAGAUGAAGCUUCCUGCAUAGAAGAUGCUGCGAUAGGCGCUAGCACUGUGACAAUAUUUCUGAAAGCUGUAAGACAAUACUGCAGUGACGUAAUAAAUGUUAUCAACGAACACAUGACUUAUGAAGGCAGACAUCUUUACGAGGUAAUAUUGAACGCACAUUCACCACAAGAAAAGACUGACGAACAAGCGUCGAAGCCGGUAGUGAUCAUCGAGGCUGGACAGCAAGGAGGCACGGAGUCAGUGGGCUUGGCGCUGUUCCUCAUAGAACAGCUGGUGGCCUGCCGGGAGUACGGCGCUAUGCUGGAGCAGAUCACCUGGGUUAUAUUACCCUGCACCAACCCAGAUGGCCAGGAGUAUUCCAGAUAUAGCCAAGUACCCUGGAAAAAGAACUUAAAACCAUCGGAGGAUUCGUUGAGCUACGGCGUAGACAUAACAAGAAACUUUGACAACCAGUUCAGCUCAUGCCCCAGAGUAGAAUCUGGAUUCUCCCCCAUUUUUCCAGGCCCCGGGCCGGCUUCAGAAAAUGAGACUGUUUUUAUCAAAAGCAUUAUUGCAAAGUAUAAGAAGGAUGCAAAAGUUUAUUUGUCAAUCAGACGUGAUGGUCAUUCGAUUCAUUAUCCGUAUGGGUACACGAAGAACACGCCCGCGAAUCCGACGAUGCUGCACCGCGUGGCGGGCGAGAUGGCGGCGCGGAUCAACCAGCGCGCGGCCGGCGUGCACUUGUUCAUCAACAACAGCGUGUUCGAGUCGGAGGGCAAGCCGCACUGCGGACACAGCGUCGACUACGCGUAUGACAGCGGCAUCCCUUUGUCUUACGAGAUGCGCGUUUUUCUCGGCGCCGACAACAAAAUUCUGACCAAGUUCCAAACCCUGCCCCGAGGCUAUGAGAACUCUUUGAGAAACGGCUACUUCAGCGGUAUACGAGAAUUGUACAACAUAAUCAUAAACGAGAAGAAGUACGGUAGAAUUGUAUAAUAAACCUUAUUUUUAUAAAACGUUGAGUCGACUUUUAAUCGCUUCUACUAGAAAAUUGUCCGUGUGUAUACGGGGCGUACAUGGAAGUAUAUAAGACGUGAAAACGCAAUUGGGCUCGAGAUAACUAUUCAGAUUCCCUCAAAUUACAUGCUCCAAAUCGAGCAUAAAAAAUCUUCAACUGGGUCAAAAUUAUGUACUGGGAUCGGCAUCUAUUGCGAUACAAUAUUUAUUUAGUACAUAAUGGUGUAUCUACGUUGGAGGAGUCACUUUUCCACUUUUCGGUAGGAUGUCGGUCAUGCGCGCUGGGGCGCCUGAAACGCGCCUGCGCUAGGGGUGGGGCCCGUGGCCGUUCAGCCCGCUACCACUCUGUAGUCAGCCGCGGCGGCGGCACCGCGCCUCUCACUAGCUCUCCCAGUACCAUCCACAGUCUCUCUCGACGACAACUCGAACUUACUCUGCCGCCGCGAGCGCUUCUAAUACAAACAUUUUUAUUCAUUCGUUUAUUUUCACAUUACGAAUUUAAUUUCUAGUUGACGAUUGAUUUGUAGUGUUUUUAUAUUUUUUGAGUUGGUUAUAAAUAAAAUUAUAAAAAAGACAUCAAGACAAAAAAAUCGUUCGAUUGUUUUUUUGUAGUUGAUUACUUUUGUGUUGUAAAAAAAAACGAAAUUGGGGCCAUCGGGUUCUUCUCGUCGAUGGUAAGUAAUACUAAGGACAAUUUUUUCAGGUUCGGCUUAGAGUUAAGUCUGGGGGUAAAAGUAGUAGUAGAGUAAGAGGAAAGUCGUCGUUUCGAAUGGGGCGGAAGGCGGUCCCGUCGGCAACAGGUUGGCGGCGAGCGACGGGCGUCGGGCGCUCACGGAACCGUCGCUUGCUGACUUCGGCUAUUCUAUUAACUGUUCAUAAACACCCCAGAUAGCAGCCUUUAGCGCUAAUUAC
Molecule: messenger RNA, 1962 nt
Organism: Helicoverpa armigera (cotton bollworm)
Lineage: Eukaryota; Metazoa; Arthropoda; Insecta; Lepidoptera; Noctuidae
Product: carboxypeptidase B
Exons: 4
Coding region: 10-1029 (339 amino acids)
Biological process (GO): proteolysis
Molecular function (GO): zinc ion binding; metallocarboxypeptidase activity
Source: RefSeq, a predicted model, not a curated record